GGCGAGGUGGCGGUGGCGGCGGCGGGCAGGGGGUCGCGCGAGCCGCAUGUGUGGAUGGAGCCGGGCUCUGGGCUGCUGCAGCGGCGGGGGGCGGGGGGGGGGGCGGGCGGGGGGCGGCGGGGGCCGGGGCUGGGCUCGGCCGGGGGCUCCCCGGCGCUCUCGGGGCCCCAGGCCCGCCGGAGGAAGCAGCCGCCGCGCCCGGCCGACUUCAAGCUGCAGGUGAUCAUCAUCGGCUCGCGGGGCGUCGGCAAGACCAGCCUCAUGGAGCGCUUCACCGACGACACUUUCUGCGAGGCCUGCAAGUCCACCGUAGGUGUUGAUUUUAAAAUCAAAAAGGUAGAGCUAAGAGGAAAGAAAAUUAGAUUACAAAUCUGGGACACAGCAGGUCAGGAGAGAUUCAACAGCAUUACCUCAGCUUAUUACAGAAGUGCCAAGGGAAUUAUAUUGGUGUACGAUAUCACAAAGAAGGAGACGUUCGAUGAUUUGCCGAAGUGGAUGAAAAUGAUCGAUAAGUACGCCUCGGAAGAUGCAGAGCUGCUACUGGUUGGGAAUAAGUUAGAUUGUGAAGCGGACAGAGAGAUCAGUCGGCAACAGGGAGAAAAAUUUGCACAGCAGAUAACCGGGAUGCGAUUUUGCGAAGCCAGUGCCAAGGACAAUUUUAACGUGGAUGAAAUAUUUCUGAAGCUGGUUGAUGACAUCCUAAAAAAGAUGCCUUUGGACGUUAUACGGAACGAACUGUCCAACAGUAUCCUGUCCCUACAACCAGAGCCAGAAAUCCCACCAGAACUGCCUCCUCCAAGACCUCACGUCCGCUGUUGCUAACUUGCUGCUUCAUCCAGAGUUGAAGUGAGAACGGUGGGGGUGAGGGGGGAGCACCAGUACUCCCGUGCACUACAAUCACGUGGCGGUUCCUCGUUGCACUUUGAUCCAGAAUCAGAGCUACACACUAAUUUGUAAAUAUGCAAAUAUGCAAACCUGGGUAGGAUUCAGCUGUGAGUGGUUAAAUAAUGGCUCUUCCCACAAGUGGUUUCCUUUUUCACUCCUCUUUCCCAGCGCUAUAAAUAUUGUACAUUUGGCUGGGGAAACACAGCACUCCCAAACCUAGGAUGUAAGAAAUUAAAUGCAUACUUUACUUAUUCUGAACAUAAAUGUUGUAAUAGUCCUUGAUAUCAACAGAAUCUCUUCUAGUAUAUGGUGCUUUGCUAGCUUUUUUAAAAAGAGAUUUUUAAAAAUAAUUAGACAUACAUUUAUAAAGCUUUCUUAAGCAGCGUUGUUUUCCCCUUCUUCUAUUGAAAAAGAAUUGUUACUGUUGCAUCUUAAAAUGAUGGAGAGUGGAAUUCAACAAGUUCUGGUGCUGCACAGCCCCCUUUCAGUGGUGGUUACAUAUGUAGGUCAGCACGUGCCUCGCUGAAACGCCUAGGGGUUGUGCGGCAGCAGAAUUUGAUGGACUACGUUUUUGAACCUACAGAUGAGGAGUUUCCAAAACGUCUCUCUUAUUUAUUAUGUCUUUUUAAUUUAAUAUUCUUUCUGUACUAAGGCACUGCUCUCAGUGCAGUUUUUAAUGGCUGAAUUGGCAACUGUCACAAUUGGUUUCCUUCUUAAGUAUAAAUUAUGUAGUAAUUGGACUCUUAAAAAAGAUAUAUUUGAAAGAUAUAAAAGAAAUCGCUGUUGUCCUAGACGAAUUAUCUUCAUUUUUAGGAUACGACUUUUUCCUUGUGUUAAGGAAUAUAUAUGUGUAUCUAUCAAUAUACAUAGGGGAGAGGGGUUUGUUAAAAUACACUUUUGUCCAUUGCAUUUAUUCCCAUCUAAUAUGCUGUGCUAAAGGCUCUUUUCUUUUUGUCUGAAUGAACUCGUGAACAGUUUUUUUUUGGAGGGGUAUAUCUUUUAUUAAAACUGCACUGUAUAGUCUAGCUGUGGUUAAGCCAGUAGUUCCAGAUCUGAAUAACUCGGUAUGUCCUCAGUGUGUUGUGGUAUUGAAAAGCAUUGUCGUUCUAAACUAAUGACGUGCCAAUAAAAUUUUGUAUUUAUGAA
Messenger RNA from Gekko japonicus, 2031 nucleotides. RefSeq names its product RAB12, member RAS oncogene family (gene RAB12). The transcript has 7 exons. Gene Ontology annotation, molecular function: GTP binding; GTPase activity. Gene Ontology annotation, biological process: cellular response to insulin stimulus; Rab protein signal transduction; protein localization to plasma membrane. The record is from RefSeq and is a predicted model, not a curated record. Gene Ontology annotation, cellular component: endosome; plasma membrane; synaptic vesicle. The coding region runs from base 55 to 822 and encodes 255 amino acids. NCBI's taxonomy places the organism in Eukaryota, Metazoa, Chordata, Lepidosauria, Squamata, Gekkonidae.